GACACGAGAUACUGAAUGACAAAUCUAAACAGCCAAUAUUUAUUUAUCAACAGCAGUGCAGUGGAUUUGGCCUAGCUAGCACGAGCCAUGUGUUCUGAACAGGAGAUUGUAGCUGAGCAGAUCGCCAGUGGAGCACUCAAUACCACUUCCCGGCUAUAAUUAGACCAUAUCUCCCACUUUCUCUCCUUCUCUUACUCUCUCCCUUCAUUCUUAAACCGCUCGGUUGUGGGGAGAGCAAAGCUCGUUAACGAGUCCAACGAGAAAUCCAAUUUUGCGUGGUAUCCCCAGGAUCGGCGACGCCGUACAGGGAACAUGCGUGGGCCAGGUGAGGCAGUGAAUUCUAGGCCAAUUUUGACUCAGCGUGUCGGAGUGUAAAUUGUUCCACCACAUACCUUGAUGGGAUUUUAUUAGUCAUACACCAAGGGUGCGUGUGUGGAUCUCCCUCGGAAAGGUUCAAGUUGAAGUUUUAGACUCGACAGAAAUUUAUGUUUACCAUUACACCAGACACAUUCGUGGCUCUACGUCAUUGCAGUUCAGCUCAAGGAUGUGUGCGCCUUGCAUUAAUUUGUAAACACUAACUGUAAGAGAAGAUUUUAGCUCAUUACGGAAUGUACCACUGGAUAUAAUGGAAGUUUAUGAAACCGAUGAGUUACGUCGUUCCGAGACCGAGGAUACAGCAGAUGCAGCAGACCGGCUGAUAGCAAGGCAUCGGAGGAGGAAGAGCAGCGUGGACAGUUCUAGUGAUGUCUUUGACUCGCCUCAUAGAAGUGGCUCUAGAGAUCGUCGCCAUGACGACUUCAGUGACUCUGACUCUGUAACAAGCUCAGCCUCUGUCGAUAGACCAAGCAGACGUCAUAUCAAAUCAGAAAGAACAGACAUCAGAGAAAGCAGAAGACAAGAUAGUCUAUCGGAGCAAGAAGCCAGGGAGAGUAUUAGACUCAUGAUACAGAACAUUAACAACUUAUUGGCAGAGGCAAGCAAAGACGACCCUGUAGUCAACGAUAAGAUCGAUACGAUCAAACUUAAGAAGGAGGAGGAGAAAAAUCCAGAUGAUAGCGAUAACGACGUUGAUGAUAACGUCUUUGAUAUGGAAGACCCAAUUGAAUCAAAUGUUUCUAGAAUGGAUUCAAAAUCACCUGAUGCUGGUGUCCACAAGCAACCCGACGGCUCUGGUACCAACAAUAACAACAAGCCAAGCAGAGACAAGAGGAAGAGACAUAACCAGGCAGUCACUAUGGAGGAUAUCCAGAAAGCCAGCAAACUUAAGGGAUCAUCAGAUCCAGCUCCAUCACACACUAGCCAGAAGUCCAAAGAUCUCCCACCUUCACCAAAAAUAAUUGAACCUCCAGUCCAAUCUGCAAAGACAUCAUCUCAAGAGAUGUCCCCAAGGAACCUGAAAGCAGGUGGCUUCAAGAUUGAAACUGUGACAAAGACAGAACUGAAAAAGGAUUCCAGCAUGCCCAAACCUGGAGACCAGACAGUCUUGAAAAGAGCCACAUCACCAACCCAUGAUGUAUCCAAGAGAGCCAGCUGGGGAUCAAAUAAAGGAGAACCAUUGAAAGAUGGCUUGAAACCUGCAGGUGGACAGCAGACUGGGGUAGAUAGACCUUCAAGUCCUUUGAGCAAAGUGACACUUAGGAAACCAGAGAUUCCCAAAGUGUUGCAGGAUUCAACCAGGCAGAGAAAGAACUCUGAUAGUAGCAUUUCCACAAGUGAGUCAUUAUCUGUCUCACCUACAAGAAAAGUGAGAGGUGGCAGCUUCUCAAACAAAUCAGAUAGUGAAAAGACUGGAAGUCUUCAGAGGCCAAAGUCAAUGCCAGUGAAGGAUUCAGCAACAUCUAGCCAAUCCAAAGAUCAAAAGACUCCUAGUUCAAAGACCGGUGGUCAUGCCAGGGUGUCAUCUUCUCCAGAAAAGAAGCGUUUAUCAAAGACAAUGUCAUCUCCAGAAAGAAAACCACCAAAGAAAACAGACACAAAGGCAUCUGCAGAAAGAAAGCUGUCCUCAGCUUCAUCAACUUCAUCCUCUACCAAAAGUUCUCAGGUUGAUAAGAGGACUUCGUAUCCACCUGCAAAGACAACAUCCCCAGAUAGGAAACCUCUUUCUAGAAGACAGUCUUCACCGGAGAAAAAGCUAACAACUAGGCCUGCCUCACCAGAGAAAAAGCUAAGAACUAGGCCUGCCUCACCGGAAAAGAAACUGACAACCAGACAACCUUCUCCAGAGAAAAAAGUCUCAAAGACAACAGGAGAGAAGAAGCUCACCAGACAAGCCUCUAGUGAAAAGAAACCCUCAAGAACAACAUCCCCUGAAAAGAAAGUCUCAGGGAAAUCCUCCACAGAAAUAAAGUCAUCAAGGACAGUUUCCCCUGAUAAGAGGGUAUCAAAGACAUCACCAACAGAAAAGAAAAAUGAAAGAGCAACAUCUCCUGAAAAGAGGCCUUCCACAAAACGCACAAGCUCCCCUGUGAAAAAGCCAUCCGUGAAGAAGGAUUCAGAGUCAAAGACCAAUAAGAAAUCACCAGAGUCUACCAAGGCAACCAAAGAUGCUGACAACAAGAAGAUGGAAAGCAAGACAAAUGGUGUUGAUGUUAGCAAGAAGGAACCAGCCAAAUCAGAUUUGAUAGUCCAGAAACCCCAAGUUAAGGAGGAAAUCAUCGCUAAGAAGGAAGAAAACAAAGAAGAAGCCGUUCCCGCUGCCCCAGAACCAAAGAUGCCUCAGCCAGUUGUGACCAUCGUUGCACCAGCCCCUGAUAGAAAACCUAGCCAAGCCAAGAGAAUAAGGAGUAGAACAAUUGAGGUUGACAUGCUGAGGAGAAAUGGAACGCCAGAUCCCAAGAGGGAUGCCCUGUCCACCAAGGAUGAUGAACUGUUUGCUAUGAUGCAGAUGAGAGCCCAACAGAUCAGAGAAGAAGAGGAGAAAGAAGGAAAGGUCGAUGAGAGUGGAGAAGAAGAGGAUAGAAGCGUCUCUGAGGAGAAGCCUGAAGAUGUUAUUAAGGUAUCUCUCAAGGACAGGAUGCAGUCUUUCAAGGGUAAGGAAUCCAAGCCUACCCUUGUGGAUUACAGCAAGCUACCAGUGUCACCCACCCCUAAGAGAGCCACCAAGAUGCAGCCUCCUGAGAAAAGACCAGAGCCUGUCAAUGUAAAGCAGAAUGGAGAAGAGAAGAAGAGUGAAGAUGAAGCUGAAGAAGAUGACCAACUCGCUGGUCUUAGCCUCUCAGAGAAGAUGAAGAUGUUUACUCAGAUGUCAGCCAUCAGGAAGAAGGCUCAGGAAGAGGAGGAAAAGAGAGCCAAGUCCAAAUCAUCAUCAAGGUUCCACAGAACGAGAGGACGAGACAGGUUCCAGACUCAGCCAGUCACCCCGGAGGAACUGACCACUGCAUCUUCCUUGGCAAAGGAGAUGGCUGCCCAAGCUGAGAAUAAUGAAGAGAGUAAAGAGAAAGAUGAAGACAUUGCCCGUGAAGUUAAGAAAGAGGAGGUCGAAGACACAAUGAAUACGCAAGACAGGAUCAGGGAGGAAAUUCGUCAAGCGAAAUUGAGGGAAACAAUUGUGGAGGAACCGUCUGAGGAAUCUGAUGAUACUAGUAGUCGACUGCCAUCGAUGGCAGAAGAAGAGGAACCCCCAGCAGAUGUCCAGGAGGAUGAAUAUUCCAAAUUAACUCUAUCUGAGAAAAUGAGACUGUUUAAAGAGAAAUCAACAGAAGGGACUAAGCCACCUCCAAAAGUAGAACCUCCAAAGCGCAAACGGAGAAGUGAAUCAAGAUUCAGAACUCAACCCAUCACUGUAGAUGAGGUUAAGAAAGCAGCUGUGUCUCCUUUAGCAAAGAGUUUUUCACGGCCGCCAAGUGUGGAAAUCCUUGGUGCUUUGCCCAUAGCUCAGCAGGUCUCGAUGGUCUAUGGGGAAUCCAAUGCGACUCCUCACCCUGCCACUAUGAACGGUCGAAGUGUUUCGUCAACGCGCAGGAGUUCCAACUCAGAUUUAAAAGAAGCAAUGAAAGACACUGCAACAAAAGACACUGCAUCAAAAGACACUGCCACUCCAAAACAGCUGCCUAAGAAGGAAGCAGAAGUGAAGCCUCAGUCCUACAAGGAUACUGUAAAGAAGCAGAAGAACCUGAUGGCUCUGUUGGCAUCUGAAAUUAAAGGUACAUCAAAAGAAGAUGAAGAAGUUGAGCACCCAAAGACUGAAGCUGUGGAUGCAAGUAUAAAGAUGGCUAGGUUAGGUCAUGAUGUGACAUCACCGACUGAGGAGAAAGAGCCCAUCUUAGAAUCUGUAGAGACAAAAAGUGUUGAUCAGACUCAAGCAGCUCGUGUAGCUGCCAGCAGAAAGAAAGACAGUGUUCCUCAGAAAGCUCCACCAAGUCCAAAAACGAGACAUUCACUUAUUCAGAAACAAGGCACAAGCGAGACGCUGUCGAGCUCCAAGAAGCAGCUAUCGAGUCCCGAGAAGAAGUUGACCAAACCUCAGCCCCACCCUAGGAGUCCUCAGAACAUCCGGCGUAACGGAACUGCCAAGAGUACGAAAGACGCUGCUCCUCCCUCACCCGUGCCCUCUCCUAGGAGAUCAAAGAUGGGGUCUCCUGCAUCGAUGCGGAGGCAGGACUCCCAGGAUGGGGAUAUCUCAAGUGGUGCAGAGGACGGGAAGAGGAUUGUGAAUUGUGCCGCCAAGGGAUCGUCCUCAGAGUUUGCCACACCUCAGAGGGAAAAAAAGGCGGACCAAAAGAUUAAAGAGAGUAGCUCUGAAUCAGAGGCUGAGGUUAGACAGAGGGUUUCCCCGGUCACAGAGGAACACGUUGCCCUCAUCAAGAAGAAAUCCAAGAAAAAUAGUACUGCUGAGAAAAGAGACAGGUAGGAACACAUAUUUCUAUUACGCAUCUAUAAUAAAAAAAAAAGAAGAAUAAAUUGACGCAUGGCAUAAGAUUGGGAUUGAACCAAUCAAUCUUAACUAUGGAUGGCCCGCAACACCAUCAUCUAGAAUGCAGAUGGCCAGUCAGAGUGCUGUUUUAAUGUGAUGAACAGUCAAUUAUGCUCCGUUGUUUGGACGACCAAUUGAUAACGUUCUUUGUUGACAAUGAUAUACAUUUACUUGAUUAAAUGUCACUGAUUAAUUGUCACUGUCGUAGAUGACUUAGUUGAGAUUGAUUGGAUCAACCACAACUCUUCAUGAGACAAGGCCAAGGUCAAUCUUUUUGGGCGCGUCGUGGUCUAGUAGUUCUGACUCUCGCCUUUCAAACAGAGGGUCAUGGGUCCAAAUCCUAGCCAUGGCAUGUUUUCCUUCAGCAAGAAAUUAAUCCACACUGUGCUGCACUAGACCCAGGUGAGGUGAACAGGUACCCGUCAGGAUUAUUUGAAUGCACUUAGCGCCGGUGAUGGUAGCUCGAGCUAAAGCCGGGGUAAUGAUAGCAGCGCUUUGUAUCCUCAGGCAAAACGCGCUAUAUAAAUCCAGCUAUUAUUAUUAUUAUCUUAAUUAGUAUUUGAUCUUGGCCUUGUCUUAUGAGUACUCUUUAUAAGAUUGGACCUAUUCUAUGUAAUCCAUAUUCUUCAGGUGUCCCUAAUGUGUAUGCUAAAGGAUAAGGAUAGGGAGUGUUACAAGAGGCAAAGAAGAACAAAUAAAGAAAGGUAUAAAAGGGAAGAAUGCAUUGUUGUGUUGGGGAAAAGAGAAAGUAAUGGAGUAAUUUUUACCAUGACUUUCUGUUCAUGGUGAGUAAGGACAAUUGGAUGUAGGCAGAAACGAGGGAAAGAACGGUUGCAAGACGGAAGAUAUGAAGUGGAAUGGGGAAGGAGAUACUGAAGAUAGGAGAAUGUGGAUAAAUAAAGGAGAAUAUAUGAAAGAAUGGAAAGUGGAAAGAAAAAAAGAUACACAUAAAAGGAAAAAAAUACAAACGUCAAAUCUCCUGCAUAUCCACACUUAAUGAGUGAUCGCAGCAAUACAUGAUAAUCAAUUUUAUGUACUGUAUGAUAUUUAUUUUGUGUUUGUAACCUUGU
Lytechinus pictus (painted urchin) is the source of this 5982-nucleotide messenger RNA. RefSeq names its product serine/arginine repetitive matrix protein 1-like. The record is from RefSeq and is a predicted model, not a curated record. The transcript has 10 exons. Bases 626 to 4849 code for a protein of 1407 amino acids. NCBI's taxonomy places the organism in Eukaryota, Metazoa, Echinodermata, Echinoidea, Temnopleuroida, Toxopneustidae.